Leishmania mexicana MHOM/GT/2001/U1103 is the source of this 393-nucleotide messenger RNA. RefSeq lists its product as hypothetical. Gene Ontology annotation, biological process: vesicle-mediated transport; protein secretion. Lineage: Eukaryota; Euglenozoa; Kinetoplastea; Trypanosomatida; Trypanosomatidae. Bases 1 to 393 code for a protein of 130 amino acids. Gene Ontology annotation, cellular component: Golgi membrane. The transcript has a single exon. The record is from RefSeq and is a predicted model, not a curated record.
AUGCGGUGGUGGAACGAGGUACAAGAUGAUGGGACGACUCAGUGGAUAUUCGAGAGCAGCCCCGAGGCGGACCAGCGCGUGAACGCGUACGACAACUGGUUCUUCUGGAUCACAACUGGCGCGAACUGUGUGACCUGGGUGGUGCUCCUCUUCCUGAACUUCCUGUCCUUCAAGUACUUGCCUAUCACCCUCGCUGGAGUACUGCUCUCCGGCGCGAACUUCCUUGGCUACUUCAAGUGCCGCCGCGACGCCCAGCAGAAGGUAACAUCCUUCAUGCUCUCCCAGGCGGCGGCGCGGCCCCAGGCAGCCGGGCAUGUCGCGUCCUUCUUCAUGGGGGGCGGUGGUGGCAACAACACGAACGCCGCCAACGGCGGCAGCAACGCGAACCAGUAG